Molecule: messenger RNA, 5289 nt
Organism: Aphis gossypii (cotton aphid)
Lineage: Eukaryota; Metazoa; Arthropoda; Insecta; Hemiptera; Aphididae
Exons: 1
Coding region: 1-5289 (1762 amino acids)
Biological process (GO): DNA integration
Molecular function (GO): nucleic acid binding
Source: RefSeq, a predicted model, not a curated record
AUGUCUGAAAUAAGUUCUCUGUUGUCUCGAAGAGGGCUACUUAAAGGCCAACUGACUCGUUUUAGUAACUUCGUUCAAACCGCUCAAGCGACAGGAGAUAUAGAUGUUUUACAAUUAAAAUUAAGAAAAGAAAAAAUAAAUGAAGUUUGGCAAGAUUUCGAAACAGUACAAACUUCUAUUGAAGAGAUUGGUGCUAAUGAGGAAACUGAAAAAUAUAGAACUAGUUUUGAAGAUUUAUAUUUUGAGAGUGUUGCCGUUUGCGAGAGUUUAAUUAUCAAUCAUACCGAAAAAUCGUCAAUUAAUGAUAGCAGUAACAAAAAUAGUGAUAAUGGUGAAAUUAAUGACAGUUUAAAGGCAAGUACCGUUUCAACUGGUGCGUCGAAAUUUAUGCCAAUGGUUAAAUUAGCUCCCUUAGAAAUACCAAAUUUCACCGGUAUUUAUUCCGAAUGGUCAGCUUUUCACGAUAUAUUUUCCGCGUUAGUACAUCAAAAUCCGUCUCGUACAGAUAUACAAAAAUUCUUUUAUUUGCGUUCGUCGGUGUCUGGUGACGCACAAAAAACUAUUCAAUUUUUAGACACUACGUCAGAUAAUUAUAAAAUCGCGUGGGACGCUUUAAUUUCGCGAUACAGUAAUAAAAAACUCGCUGUACAACUUCAUACGAAAAAGUUAUUCGAUUUAGAAAGUAUAAAUAACGAAUCAUCAACCGAGUUGCGUAAGCUCGUGGAUGCGAUUAACGGUCAUAUUAAAGCUCUCGUGUCGUUAAGCCAAAACCCAAUGGAAUGGGGAUCGCUUCUUUUACAUCUUAUUUCUAUAAAACUGGACGCAACCACAUUAAGACAGUGGGAAAUAGAAUCGUCGAAGUCGGAAGUCGCAUCGGUAAAUAAAUUAUUAGAAUAUUUAGAAAAUCGGUGUCAGAUACUAGAAGCCAUAGAAGCGUCGGGAGGACUAAAAAUAGUACAGCCCCAGCAGCGUCAAUUUCAAAAAAAUAACUUCAAGUUUAAAAAAUCUAAUGAUCAAUCGUCUUCAUUUAUCGUUACGGGAACUUUGAAAUGCUAUAACUGUGAUGGCGCACAUACUAUUUAUAAAUGUUCAGCCUUAUUAGCGUUAUCAGUAUCUGAUCGUAUAAAACGAAUAAGCGAAUUAAAGCUUUGUAAAAUUUGUCUUCGAAAUCACAUCGGUGAAAAAUGUACUUCACGGCGAUGUGCUAAAUGUAUGAAAGCGCAUAAUAGUUUGCUACAUUUACCUAAGUCUAAAUUGAGCACGGCGGGCGGUUCCGAAAAUGCAACGUCGUCCCGAAUAACAAAUACUGUCCCGAACGAGUCAAAGGAGAAAAACUCACACAAUCUCGAAUCUAUUAGUGCUCAUUCAUCCCAACAAAGUUCAAAUAAACAAAUUUUAUUAUCAACUGCAGUUGUAAUCAUGAGAAACGCGCGUGGGGAAUCAACAGUAUGUCGUGUAUUACUAGACUCGGGAUCUCAAAGUAACUUUAUGUCUGAAUCUAUAUCUCAAACGUUAAAAUUAAAUAAAAAACGCGUCUCGUGUACAAUAAUCGGUAUAAACGAAUCAGCCCAUAAUGCAUCUUAUGUAGCAUCGGCUAAUAUUGAAUCACGUGUGUCCAACUACAAAGUAAAUAUCGAUUUUUACAUAUUACCACGCUUAACUGGGAACAUUCCGUUAUCUAAAAUCGACGUAUCUAGAUUUCAAAUUCCGGCUGAAUUUAAAUUAGCUGAUCCGUGUUAUAGUGAACCACAAAAAAUCGACGCUAUUUUAGGUUCGGAAGUAUUUUAUGAUUUAUUGCGUGCAAAUCAGUUUAAGCUUCCUCAAUCCAAUUUAAUUAUGCAAGAAACACAAUUGGGUUGGAUUGUAGCUGGAUCAACAGUAGCACGUGAAGAUAUCAGUAAAACUUCAACCGUCGCAUUAUGCACAAGUUUAUCGAAGCUCGAGGAACAAGUUUCAAAAUUUUGGCGCACAGAAGAAAUUGGUUCAAAGACAGUGUUCACAUUGGAAGAAAAGGCAUGCCAUGAACAUUUUGAAAAUACUGUGCAACGAGAUGAAAAAGGCAGGUUUGUUGUUCAGCUGCCAUUUCGAGACAAGGCAUCAAAAUUAGGUGAUGCUAAGUCAACAGCUACACGGCGUUUCCACGGUCUUGAAAAAAGAUUAUUAUCCAGCCCUCGACUCAAAAUUGAGUACUCGAAAUUUAUGAAAGAAUAUGAGGAUUUAGAACAUAUGACUAGAGUUGAGCCGUGUUCAAAUUCAAACAUCAAAGAAAGUUAUUAUUUACCUCAUCACGCGGUUUGGAGAGAGGACAGCGUAACUACUAAAUUAAGAGUAGUAUUCGAUGCAUCAUGCAAGACUACAUCGGGAGUCAGUUUAAAUGACGUCUUGCUAAAGGGCCCCUGCAUUCAGGAGGAUCUUAUAAAUUUAUUAACUCGUUUUCGUAAACAUAGAUAUGCAAUGACUGCUGAUAUCUCCAAGAUGUACCGUCGAAUAUGGGUCUCUCCAAAUCACAGAACCUUUCAGCAAAUAGUUUGGAGACCAAACCCAGAUCAAGAACUGCAUCGAUUCCAGUUAAAUACAAUAACAUACGGCACAGUUCCUGCAUCGUUUCUUGCGACCGCGUGUCUACAUCGUUUAGCAGACGAAGAAUCAAAUGUGUAUCCAGACGCUUGCAACGCGAUUAAACAAGACUUUUACAUGGAUGAUUACCUGGGUGGUGCCGAGUCUUUACAGGAGGCAAUAAAAUUGCGAGACGAUAUCAUAGAAGUGUUACUAAAGGGUGGAUUCGAACUUAGGAAAUGGACAGCUAGUGAUCCCGCACUUCUUACCGGUCUUGCAAACAAAGAAAACGAUCCGACAUUAAUCUUGGACUUAUCCGAAAAUUCAGCCAAAAUUUUAGGUCUUCGAUGGGAUCCGUCAGGUGACAUUUUUAAGUAUAAAGUAAAACUUUCCGAAAGAAAAACUAUUGUAACCAAACGUCAAAUAUUAUCAGAAAUAGCGACUAUCUUUGACCCGCUAGGUCUAAUAAGUCCUGUAGUUAUUAAAGCAAAAAUAAAAAUGCAACGUUUAUGGGCGAUGGGCAUCGGAUGGGAUGAAACAUUGCCAGAAGAGACAAUGUUGGAUUGGUACAACUUUCGUGAAAGCUUAUUAUUAUUAAACAAUUUAGUUAUACCGCGAUGUAUCGUAAUUCCUGGGCAAAUUGUAGAUGUCCAAAUACAUGGAUUUUCAGACGCGUCGAUUGAAGCGUUUGGCGCUUGUUUGUAUCUCGUAACAUUAAACAAUGAAGGCAAACGUAGCUCUCGUUUAAUUUGCUCUAAAUCACGCGUGGCGCCCCUAAAAUCGAUCUCGCUACCACGCCUGGAAUUAUGCGGAGCCGUCCUUUUGGCACGUUUAGCUGACAAAAUAAUUACAAAACUAAAAAUGAAUAUCAGUCUAAGAACAUUCUGGACGGAUUCUUCAAUAGUUCUUGCCUGGAUCUCUUCCCCGUCGGCGCAGUGGAAGACAUUUGUCGCUCAUAGGGUUGGCGAAAUACAAGAAACAACAUCGAUAUCCGAAUGGGCGCACGUAGACACCAAAGACAACCCGGCUGAUAUUAUUUCUCGUGGACGAGAACCUCAAAUAAUAUUAAACGAUAAUUUUUGGUGGGAAGGUCCUAAUUGGCUUCAAUGGGAUUCAUCCAAAUGGCCACAUACAAAUAAAAAACAAAUCGACUUUAAUACAAUUGAAGAACGUCGAACAAUUAGUUUGCUUACGUCUGAAGAACCAAAACUAUCAUUUUUAUCUCGUUAUUCAACUUGGAGUCGGCUUUUACGUAUAGUAGCUUUAUGUUUACGAUUUAUUUAUAACACUGCUCAUCCUGAAGACAAAAAAACGGGUCCUCUGCUUCCCUAUGAUUUAAAUAAUGCGAUCAAUAGCGUUAUUCGAUUUGUUCAAGAUGAAAAUUGGUCUAGCGAAAUUUCUGACUUAAAGAAAAACGGACGAUGUUCUCCGAAAAGUAAUAUCUUUCGGUUGUGUCCUUUCCUUGAUGAAAACAACAUUCUCAGAGUUGGAGGACGUCUAAAGAACGCGAGUCAGCUCGAUAAAUUUCAAAAAUAUCCGAUGCUUGUUCCUCCAAAUAGUCCAAUUGUUCAUUUACUAUUUCAGGAUGCUCAUGAGAUAUUAUUGCACGGUGGUCCGCAGUUGAUGUUGGCACACGUAAGGCAACGUUUUUGGCCCAUAAAUGGCCGAAAUAUAGCGCGUAAAGUUUUAUCCAAGUGCGUGAGAUGUUUUCGUCUUAAGCCUACAAUUUUCCAACCGAUAAUGGGUAACCUACCCAAGCUACGAAUCGAACCAAGUCGUCCUUUUUCGGUCUGUGGUGUCGAUUUCGCGGGGCCGUUAAUGAUAAAAACAAGCCUAAGACGAAACGCGGCUCUCAGCAAGGGAUAUAUUUGUGUAUUUAUCUGUUUUGUAACGAAAGCAGUGCACAUUGAACUGGUUGGGGAUUUAACAAGUGCAUCGUUUAUAAGUGCAUUAAAAAGAUUUUGCGAUCGAAGAGGAAAAUGCACGGAUAUUUAUUCAGACAACGCAAAAAAUUUUGUUGGAGCAAAUCGUCAACUUCAAGAGUUAAGCAACUUGAUUCAUACCGAAGAACACCAAUCAAAAUUGCAGAAUGUAUUAUCUGAAUCAGGUAUCCGCUGGCACUUUAUACCACCUCGCUCCCCUCACUUCGGUGGAUUAUGGGAGUCUGCAAUAAAAUCCAUUAAACAUCAUCUAUUUCGCACUUUAGGCAACGCAAACUUCACAUACGAAGAACUUAAUACUAUUUUAAUACGAGUGGAGGCAUGCUUAAACUCACGACCUUUAGUUCCUUUAUCUUCCGAUCCCUCGGAUCUCACUCCUUUAACUCCUGGUCAUUUCCUUAUUGGCGACGCUUUAACCGCUUUACCCGAAACUGAUGUAUCAUUAGUACCAACCAAUCGAUUAACUAGAUGGCGCAGAGUCAUGCAGGUUUCCCAGCAAAUCUGGUCCCGUUGGAGCCGCGAGUAUCUAACACAGCUUCAGGAACGUAAACGGUGGUCUGUCGAUAAGGGUCCAAGGAUAAAAAUCGGUUCUAUUGUCCUCGUGAAGGAUGAUAACAGCCCACCUCUUCAGUGGAAAUUGGGUCUUGUUCAAGCUCUCCACGUGGAUGCAAAUGGGGACGGUGUUCCAAGGGUUGCUACCGUAAAGACCCCCAGUGGUAUAUAUCGUCGUGCUAUUAGGUAUCUAUGCCCACUUCCUUUCGAAGGUAAUUGUGUUCCAGGUGAUCAAAAAUAA